CAUGUACGAAAAAAAAAAAAAACAGCAGCGGCGUUAGAGGAGCGUAAAUAGAGAGAGAAGGCUCAAGAUGGCUGCCUCGCUGGGCUCCGACUGCCUCACCGAAGCUGCAGCUGCGAUUGCGGUGGAUCCAGCGCUCGCUUCAGCCAAAAACAAACUCCCGAAGCCGACCGAGGCGAGAGGAACCACGGACAACAUCUCUCCGAUAUGCCCAGAUCCGAACCAGCCACCACCCAAGAAGAUCCGAGUGGAGGAGCGCAGCGUAAAACCUAAAAACCUCGGAGGCGAAGGCAGCAGCAAAGACAAAUUCAAGCAGCCAAAUUUGUGGAGCUACAGCCCGAUCACAGCGAGCAGCAACAACUCGGUGCCUGUCUCCGGUGGACCGCACUCCCAACCACCGACAAAUGCGCAUAAACUCCUCAAACAGAGCGAUUUCUUCCUACAUAAAACGCCUUUAACGACCAAACCGAAUAGGAAAUCUACUGUCAAAGACAAAUACAAGCUUAAAGACGGCGAGGAGGAGCGAAAGAAGAAGCAUAAACUAUUACUACGCGCUUCUGCAAGUGGAAAUAACAUUACUAACAAUAACAACAACGAUAUAACCAGGUUUAACAAUGUUGCUGUAACGAAGCGAGAGAACGGUGAGGUAGCCCUGUCAUCCAAAGAUCACUCUGCCAAUGACAAGACUAAAAACCGAGAGAGGGAGGAGGGAGAGAAGAAGAAACUUAAAGAGAAACCAAGAGAGAAGAAACAUAACAAACUGAUGAAUGAGAUAAAGAGGGAGAACGGAGAGGUCAAACAGUCCAAAGAUGAGAAAGACAAAACCCGACUGGACGAAGACGAACUCCAGAUGAAGAAAGUUAAAAAGAAAAAGAAGAAAAAACACAAAGAGGAUGAGAGGCACAGACGUGUGAAAAUGUUCCACCGCUCCAGUCAAACCUCCUGCUCUGGUUUAACCUCUCUAACCCCCCAAAACCCCUCCUUUCUUUCCUCUACCUCUCACCCAGCGCUUCUCUCCUCUCUCUCCCCCUUUAAAUCCCCCCCUCCUAUCUUGUCCUCCAUCAACAGACCCAUAACCGAUCCAGCAAAAGAAAUCUGCAACUCGGUACAUGAUCCAGAGAUUCCCCAACCCGUGCCAAUCAAAGCCCAGCAUCAGACCUCCUAUCCUGGCUUGGCGGGUUUGGAGUUUGCCUCAUACAUGCACGUGGAGACCCAGCCCAACGGGGGGGCUUUGGUGGUCCACGCAUACACGUCCCAGCUCUCCUGCCUCUCCUUAGGGCAGAGGCAGAGGUUUGCUGAUGAGUUUGUGACACUGGCUUUCAGUGAGGACUCUAAGCAGGCUGCUCAUUACGUUAUGGCCAUCGUUCACGGAGAGGCGAGUUAUCUUCCAGACUUUUUGGAAUAUUUUUCCUCCAAGUUUCCAUCGGCGCCUGUGAAAAUGGAAAUUCUUGGGAAAAAGGACAUCGAGACCACGACCAUGUCCAACUUCUACACCCAGGUGAAGAGGUCGUACAGCCACGGCACGUACAGAGCCGGCCCCAUGAGACAGAUCAGUCUGGUGGGAGCUGUGGACGAGGAGGUUGGCAACUAUUUCCCAGAAUUCCUCGGGCUUCUCGAGAAAUCACUCUUCCUAAAGAGGACUGUCCCGUGGGGCUCCUUCUCCAGCCUGAGUUCAAUGGAACCCAGAGACUCAGAUGAUGGUCCCAUUAUGUGGGUUAGGCCUGGAGAGCAGAUGAUUCCGCUGGCCGACAUCCCCAAGUCACCCUUCAAGAGGAAACGCUCUACAAACGAGGUGAAGAACCUGCUACAGUCCAUGCCCAGGACCAGUGAGCCUCGGGAGAUGCUGUUUGAAGACCGGACCCGAGCCCACGCAGAUCACAUUGGGCAAGGCUUCGAGCGGAAGACCACUGCCGCUGUGGGGGUCUUGAAGGCUGUGCGCUGUGGGGACAGCUCAGAGCCUUCUCGAGUGACCAAAGAUGUGAUUUGUUUCCACGCGGCUGAUUUCCCUUAUGUGGUCCAGAGGCUGCAGCUGGACCUGUAUGAGCCCCCACUUUCCCAGUGUGUUCAGUGGGUGGACGAUGCCAAACUGAACCAGUUGCGGCGUGAGGGAAUCCGCUACGCCCGAAUCCGCCUCUGUCACAACGAUAUUUACUUCAUCCCUCGAAAUGUGGUCCACCAGUUCAAAACCGUGUCUGCAGUGUGUAGCCUAGCAUGGCACGUUCGCUUACGUCAAUACCACCCUGAGCAAAAACAAGAGCCAUCUGGCAGCAGGGAUGAAACUGAAACUGAAGAGUGGGGUGAAGAGGUGGAGAUGAAGAUCGAGGAGAUUACGGAACUGAAACAGGAGGGAGAGAAGGAAAUGAAGCAAUUAAAGGAACAAAUUAAGAAGGAGGAUACGGAGAAAGUAGGACAUAGGACUUUACCAAGCAUUAAAGUGAAACAAGAGGAGGCUAUUCUUCCAAAAUGUCCACCUGCUGUGUCAUUUGAACGAACCAAAACUAAAGAGGAAAAAGACAGGACUAAAAAUAAGGAAUCGUUGAAAAGCAAAAAUGAUUUACCCGUUGUAAAGGUGAAAUCAGAGCAAGUUGCAGUUACAAAGUGUAUUACUUCAAUGCCUCUUUCUCCACGACCAAAAGUCUCAACAACAAAGCACUCCGAAUUGAAAACAAUAACGUCUUCCAAAACUUUGUCAUGCGAAUCAAAUCGUGCAAAAACUCCAGUCUCUUUGCCAAAGUCUUCCUUAUCGCAGCUUUUUUCAACUCCUACUAAAUUAACUCCUGUUUCAUGUCCUACCACUUCUACAGCUUCUUCGCAGACUUCCUUAAAUGCUGGAGCGAUGUCAACAACCAGUCAAACUUCUUCUAAAAUCACAACGGAUUUGACGUGGACUACGCAAUCUCGUCCGCUUCCCUCUACUCCAUCUCUGACUUCAGUUAAUUUGUCUUCCCAACCAACUAAAGAUGUAAAAGAAUCUAGGACGUUUUUGGAGACAAGAAUUCCGCGGAUUUCACAAGAAAGGAACAAGUCAACAGAUGAGAAUGUUCCUCAAAAAUACACGCAAAACAUUUCAGAAACGCAGGCGAAUUUGAUAUCUGAUAAUCGGAUGCUUCCGUUGCCAGACGUAAGGACACAUUCAGAUAAGUGGUCGCCAAGGACAGAGCAACAUUCAGCAUCCCCACCUGACCCCUCUCGUCCUGGGUUGUAUUUGCAGCAAUAUGCCCCGCAACAUAUCCAUAAUCAGCCACCUCCUCCUCUCCCUCCUCCACAAACCCAACCCCCACCCCCACCUAUCCCGGCAAUGAUGCCCCCUUCAUAUUCGCACCUAAUGCACAGACCUCCACCUAUGUACAGCCCCACUUCUGUCCCACCCCCUCUCCAACCUCCCCUGCAACCUUUGAAUCCGUAUCUUAGCCAAAAUCACCAUUUGAGUCACCUGCAAAGUAGCUCGCAAUCCCAAUACUAUCCUCCACUAAUGCCCCCUUCCCAUAAUACAACCCCUCCUCCUCCUCUCCCCCCCCCUCCUCCUCCAACGCAUUUGACCCACCCAUACCCGCCGCAGCACCCACAUUUUGGUUCACAUCACCCAUUUUUGCCCCCUCCUCCUCACCCUCAUCAUCACCAUCCUCACCAUCAGUUUCUAUCACAGCCACCGGGACCCUUUUCAAUGCCACCACAGUACCACCAACCAUAUCCUCCCCCUCCUCCCCCCACCACCUCACCCCCUCCUCCCCCACCCCUGCCCCCCUCCAUGUACCCCCCUACACCCAUGCAUGAAGACUAGUUUUGUACAUAAAGCGAUUGUUUAAAACGAUGUAGGGUUGUUAGGUGUGACGUCACUUCA
Molecule: messenger RNA, 3838 nt
Organism: Periophthalmus magnuspinnatus
Lineage: Eukaryota; Metazoa; Chordata; Actinopteri; Gobiiformes; Gobiidae
Product: lysine-specific demethylase RSBN1L-like
Exons: 9
Coding region: 68-3778 (1236 amino acids)
Cellular component (GO): nucleus
Source: RefSeq, a predicted model, not a curated record